This is a messenger RNA of Penaeus monodon (black tiger shrimp), 1299 nucleotides long. RefSeq lists its product as uncharacterized. The record is from RefSeq and is a predicted model, not a curated record. The coding region runs from base 175 to 654 and encodes 159 amino acids. The transcript has 4 exons. NCBI's taxonomy places the organism in Eukaryota, Metazoa, Arthropoda, Malacostraca, Decapoda, Penaeidae.
GCUUUUUCGAUUGUUGAUUCGUUUAAGAAUAUAGGGAUAUGUGUGUGUGUGGUUUUUGGCAUCUGCUUUUGAAAUAUAUUAGUCCAGGUGCCACGCCAGAGGAAACAGGAAACACAUGAGUCAGUACGAGAGCCCACACACAGGGAAAGGGGGAAUCGAAGCGGAACCAACACCAUGAAAAUCUGCCUUACACUCCUGGCGGUGGCGCUGGUGGGGAGGUCCUGUGGCGAGACCGUCGGUAGCUACUCCGGCUGCCGCCCAGGGGACUCCUCCUGCACCGUCGCUGUGGCCCGGACGCGCUGCUCAGGAGGCCCGUGUGGAUCGGCGGCAGCAGAGUCCACGACCUUUGGUGACGACGGAGUGGCUGACGGAGAAUGCGCCUACACCGAUCAGCAGGGGCGCUCCGUCAGGAUCCGCUUCCGACAGCUGCGCAACGGCCAGACCUACGCCCAGGCUAACAUCCCCGUUCGUGACGCCCAGAGGGAACUGCGGGCGUGUCGUCAGGAGGCCGCCCGUGCUCGCGAGACUGCCUUGAGGGAGCAUAACAGGAUGAUGAGGGAGCACCAGCGUUUGCAAGAAGAAAUGUUCCGUCAACAUCAGAGUCUUUUGAACCAGAUCAACGCACCUUUUGCUAAUCUUCCCAUUCACAAAUAAUUCUCCGGGAAUUUGUGUUUAAAUUCCCAUGUCGUUGUCUUCUUUUAAGUUUCCAGAUAGCCAAGGAUGUUUUAAAAUAAAGCAUGAUCUCCUUGGCCUAGGUUUCCCCUAGAUGCUUCGGGAUAUAAUCUGAUUCCCUCCUUUUUUUCCCCCAAAUAUUGGCCGAGAUUCGGUCGGAUUUCCUUUGUUUCCAGGCGGAAUUUCCCUAAAUGUUCCCCUAGAUGGACGGACUUCAAAACAAAUCAUGGUAAUUUCUUCUCAAUCAAUCGUCACUUUUCCAGAUUUCUUUCUGCUUAUAGAAAAAAAAGACUUAUUUAUACACGUUAGAAGUCUUAUUACAUUUCCCUGCAAGGCUUUAAUCAUGAUGGCUUCCAAUGAUCUGCAAAUGAUAUAUUCUUGUUUGGAAAUAACAUCGCUGGCAACUUGUUCUUCGCUUGUUAUGUAAUAGAAGUUCACGUAGAGUUUUUACUGAAAUAUAUAUCUUCCUUGGGACUUAUGAUAAAUACACUUAUUUUAGUCAUUAAAGCCGCUUGUCAAUGUUUCAUUGUGUGAGCGAUAAUUAGUGAUCAGGAUGGUAAUUAAGAAUUGUUUUAUUCGAUGUCAUUAAGGAUUUUUUAAAUAAAUUAUUACUGGCUUAUCUGUUAA